AUGGAUUUGAAUUGCCAACUUUUGCUAUAUUUGGAUAAAAAGCAUAUCUUAUCAAACAUGAAAAGUGCAUGCCUACAACACAUAGACGAUUCCAAUAACAAUACAGUUGCAAAAUUUCGACCAUGCAGAUUUUUACUAGAGCUCGAUGUAAUGGAUUUGUUGGAAUUUUCGCCUACCGUUGGGCAUCUUUUACUGCGAGAGCCGAUGAAAUGGCAGAGGAUAUGUAACGAGAUUCUGUAUGCUUGUCUUCAAUCUAUAGACGAAUAUAAAAAUGAACCUGCGGAUCCCGCUCAAGCGGUUGUUAAUUUGCGACCGACAUGCGUACCACAUGUUGUUGUUGCUCGCAAUCAACGACAUUACGACGGCUUAAAAUCUUAUUACGGCAUAUUACUGGCAGUUUCAAAACCUACUAGCUACGUGUUUCAUACGGUGUGGUCAUGCCCCGAGGAGUGCGAAGGUAAUGAAGUUAUUUUACAUUCUAUACCUAAAGUUCCUCCGAAAUGCAGCGUUUGCAAAUGUGUGCUCUUCGAGAACAGUGGCUUGAGGCAAUGCGGGGAACAGGUCAAUGCGACAUUCAAAUUAAGGAAUAAUAUGUUUCUGAAGCAUUUUCGGAUCAUCGACGAUUUAAUACCAAAAUUGAAGCUCGGCAAAAAAUACAACAUAUUGGCAAUUUCUGCUAAGAAAACUAUUAUGGUAUGGUCUUUGGAAGAAGUUAUGCCUUUGGUUGCACCUAUCACUGCUCCAAUACCUACGGAUAUCGAUGAUCUGUACAAAGCAUGUAAGGGCAUAUCGUGGCAGUUCAUUUAUUGCCUGGCAUCCAGCAUCGGAGUCAACGUUUGUCCUUUGCAUUGUUUUAUGCACAUCAAGAUCAACUUGCUUUUGAGUUUAAUAAGCAUUAAAGCCAACGCAAUGACUGGUUCGACCAUCAUUCACGUCCUUGUAACUGGCUACGAUACUGGAUACGUAGCACGACUCAUGGAAGAAGGGGCGAAAUUGGCCGAUAGCUCCGUAUUCCUGGGAACGUCAAACACAACGGUGUCCGUCGCGCUUAUUGGAAGUUCUGGAGGUGUCUGUGCAAUGCCUUUGCCAUUUCACGUUUACAACCAGAAACAGACUUCUUUCGUUUUGUCGUCAAUUGAAACUGGGGAAAUUUCUAGCGACAUAGGAAACACUAAACUUCAGUGCGCUGUUUGGGCGCAGGGGAUGGAUUUUAAGAAGAUGAUUAUAUUGAAUGUAGCCAGUGUAUUCGGCACUAUUUGCCGAGGAGACUACGGAGAACAUACAGAUGAAAUCGUUGACUUUAUUCUACUAAAUGCAGUUGAACCCCCGAAAACUACCAAAGAAGAAAUUCACGCACUAAAGGAUAUUAAAGAUUACAUAGAUUUGAUAUCAGGCACAGGUGUUUCCUUAGAUGUGAAAUCGGAGUCGUUGCUGAGGAAUUACUACCUGGCUGCUCGCAGGGAGAAACCUAAGGCAGUCACUAUGGGCAGUAUAGGAUCGCUGGUAGCGACUUGUCUUACUUCAGCUAGACUUUGCCGGCGAACAAGUACAAACACGGACGACGCAGUGUUCGCGAUUUGGCUUCACGUUUGCGGGAGUCCAGAACCAAGAUUUGCUCCGGAAGAAUACCUUCAAACUCCAGCUAAUAUGAAGAAAUUGCACAAGAUGAUGAAUAACUUCCAAAACUGGUUGGAACAAUUCACCGGAAAUGUCAUUAAUGAAUCAGACAAUACCUCUGAUUAAUAUCUGUAUAUUUGAUAAGCAAUCUAAUUAAUAGUUUGUUUGUAAAAUACAAGUCAAGUAAA
Molecule: messenger RNA, 1805 nt
Organism: Hyposmocoma kahamanoa
Lineage: Eukaryota; Metazoa; Arthropoda; Insecta; Lepidoptera; Cosmopterigidae
Gene: mei-218
Exons: 1
Coding region: 1-1743 (580 amino acids)
Source: RefSeq, a predicted model, not a curated record